AUGCUUGUGUAUGACCCAGUACAAGGUAGACAUUGUGAAGGUCCACAAACAAUUAUAUGGCAAAAAAUAUCCAAUUUCUUCACAGAAUAUACAAUAUUAUUCAGGUCACACAAGGUUUGUGUUGGCGGCGAGGAGGAGGAGGAGGAGGAGGGGGGGCAUGGAGGAGGAGGAGGGGGCAAGGAGGAGGGGGGGCAUGGAGGAGGAGGAGGGGGCAAGGAGGAGGAGGAGGAGGAGGAGGAGGGGGCAAGGAGGAGGAGGAGGAGGAGGAGGGGGCAAGGAGGAGGAGGCAAGGAGGAGGAGGCAAGGAGGAGGAGGCAAGGAGGAGGAGGAGGAGGAGGAGGGGGCAAGGAGGAGGAGGAGGAGGAGGUGGAGGAGGAGGAGGGGGCAAGGAGGAGGAGGAGGAGGAGGUGGAGGAGGAGGAGGGGCAAGGAGGAGGAGGAGGAGGAGGAGGAGGGGGCAAGGAGGAGGAGGAGGAGGAGGAGGAGGGGGCAAGGAGGAGGAGGAGGAGGAGGAGGAGGGGGCAAGGAGGAGGAGGAGGAGGAGGAGGAGGGGGCAAGGAGGAGGAGGAGGAGGAGGAGGAGGGGGCAAGGAGGAGGAGGAGGAGGAGGAGGAGGAGGAGGGGGGCGAGGAGGAGGGGGCAAGGAGGAGGAGGAGGAGGAGGAGGAGGAGGAGGAGGAGGAGGAGGAGGAGGAGGAGGAGGAGGAGGAGGGGGCAAGGAGGAGGAGGAGGAGGAGGGGGCAAGGAGGAGGAGGAGGAGGAGGAGGCAAGGAGGAGGGGGCAAGGAGGAGGAGGAGGGGGCAAGGAGGAGGAGGAGGGGGCAAGGAGGAGGAGGAGGGGGCAAGGAGGAGGAGGAGGGGGCAAGGAGGAGGAGGAGGGGGCAAGGAGGAGGAGGAGGGGGCAAGGAGGAGGAGGAGGGGGCAAGGAGGAGGAGGAGGAGGCAAGGAGGAGGAGGAGGCAAGGAGGAGGAGGAGGAGGAGGAGGAGGAGGAGGAGGAGGAGGAGGAGGAGGAGGAGGGGGCAAGGAGGAGGGGGCAAGGAGGAGGAGGAGGAGGGGGCAAGGAGGAGGAGGAGGGGGCAAGGAGGAGGAGGAGGGGGCAAGGAGGAGGAGGAGGGGGCAAGGAGGAGGAGGAGGGGGCAAGGAGGAGGAGGAGGGGGCAAGGAGGAGGAGGAGGGGGCAAGGAGGAGGAGGAGGGGGCAAGGAGGAGGAGGAGGGGGCAAGGAGGAGGAGGAGGGGGCAAGGAGGAGGAGGAGGGGGCAAGGAGGAGGAGGAGGGGGCAAGGAGGAGGAGGAGGGGGCAAGGAGGAGGAGGAGGGGGCAAGGAGGAGGAGGAGGGGGCAAGGAGGAGGAGGAGGGGGCAAGGAGGAGGAGGAGGGGGCAAGGAGGAGGAGGAGGGGGCAAGGAGGAGGAGGAGGGGGCAAGGAGGAGGAGGAGGGGGCAAGGAGGAGGAGGAGGGGGCAAGGAGGAGGAGGAGGGGGCAAGGAGGAGGAGGAGGGGGCAAGGAGGAGGAGGAGGGGGCAAGGAGGAGGAGGAGGGGGCAAGGAGGAGGAGGAGGGGGCAAGGAGGAGGAGGAGGGGGCAAGGAGGAGGAGGAGGGGGCAAGGAGGAGGAGGAGGGGGCAAGGAGGAGGAGGAGGGGGCAAGGAGGAGGAGGAGGGGGCAAGGAGGAGGAGGAGGGGGCAAGGAGGAGGAGGAGGGGGCAAGGAGGAGGAGGAGGGGGAGGAGGAGGGGGCAAGGAGGAGGAGGAGGGGGCAAGGAGGAGGAGGAGGGGGCAAGGAGGAGGAGGAGGGGGCAAGGAGGAGGAGGAGGGGGCAAGGAGGAGGAGGAGGGGGCAAGGAGGAGGAGGAGGGGGCAAGGAGGAGGAGGAGGGGGCAAGGAGGAGGAGGAGGGGGCAAGGAGGAGGAGGAGGGGGCAAGGAGGAGGAGGAGGGGGCAAGGAGGAGGAGGAGGGGGCAAGGAGGAGGAGGAGGGGGCAAGGAGGAGGAGGAGGGGGCAAGGAGGAGGAGGAGGGGGCAAGGAGGAGGAGGAGGGGGCAAGGAGGAGGAGGAGGGGGCAAGGAGGAGGAGGAGGGGGCAAGGAGGAGGAGGAGGGGGCAAGGAGGAGGAGGAGGGGGCAAGGAGGAGGAGGAGGGGGCAAGGAGGAGGAGGAGGGGGCAAGGAGGAGGAGGAGGGGGCAAGGAGGAGGAGGAGGGGGCAAGGAGGAGGAGGAGGGGGCAAGGAGGAGGAGGAGGGGGCAAGGAGGAGGAGGAGGGGGCAAGGAGGAGGAGGAGGGGGCAAGGAGGAGGAGGAGGGGGCUAGGAGGAGGAGGAGGGGGCAAGGAGGAGGAGGAGGGGGCUAGGAGGAGGAGGAGGGGGCUAGGAGGAGGAGGAGGGGGCUAG
Molecule: messenger RNA, 2370 nt
Organism: Schistocerca serialis cubense
Lineage: Eukaryota; Metazoa; Arthropoda; Insecta; Orthoptera; Acrididae
Exons: 2
Coding region: 1-2370 (789 amino acids)
Source: RefSeq, a predicted model, not a curated record